Molecule: messenger RNA, 3049 nt
Organism: Oncorhynchus tshawytscha (Chinook salmon)
Lineage: Eukaryota; Metazoa; Chordata; Actinopteri; Salmoniformes; Salmonidae
Product: TBC1 domain family member 13
Exons: 12
Coding region: 63-1289 (408 amino acids)
Biological process (GO): activation of GTPase activity; intracellular protein transport
Molecular function (GO): GTPase activator activity
Source: RefSeq, a predicted model, not a curated record
AUGUUUCCCCAUCGGACUAUUUUUCUUGUGGCACACAGGUCUAGCUUUUGGAUUCUUCCAACAUGUCGAGCUCGUACCGAAGCAGGAUCCAGGAAUUCAAGGUGGCCUUGAGUGAAGAGAAGCUAGACUUGAAUGCACUCCGAGAACUUUGCUUCAGCGGUAUCCCAUUUGAAGGAGGCAUCCGUGCACUUUGCUGGAAAGUCCUUCUAAACUACCUGCCUCUGGACCAGACGAUGUGGGACUCCUUUCUCAAAAAGCAGAGGGAGGGUUAUUCCCAGUUCCUGAAGGAGAUGAUUAUCCAGCCUGGCAUCGCUAAGGCCAACCUGGGCCUCUCCAGAGAGGACGUGACCAUGGAGGACCACCCUCUCAACCCCAGCCCAGAGAGCAAGUGGAACAACUACUUCAGAGACAACGAGGUGCUGCUGCAGAUUGAUAAAGAUGUCAGGCGUCUGUACCCAGACAUGGCCUUCUUCCAGUGGCCCACAGACUACCCAUGCCAGCUGAUCCUGGACCCCCAGAAUGACUAUGAGACCCUUAGGUGCCGUGUGGAACAGACCACCCUCAAGGCCCAGACUGUGGACCGCAACCGCAGCGGGGUCACCAACGUGAGCUCCCCGGGCAAGGCCCUCAACCUGUACCCUUCCAACGAGUACGAGGUGCUGCCCAAUGGCUGUGAGGCCCACUGGGAGGUGGUGGAGCGCAUCCUGUUCAUCUACGCUAAGCUCAACCCGGGCAUCGCCUACGUGCAGGGCAUGAACGAGGUGGUGGGACCCCUCUACUACACCUUCGCUACCGACCCCAACGACAAGUGGAGAGAGCACGCUGAGGCGGACACCUUCUUCUGUUUCACCAACCUGAUGUCGGAGAACCGGGACAUGUUCAUCAAGAGUCUGGACGACUCACAGUGCGGCAUCACCUACAAGAUGGAGAGCGUCUACUCCAUGCUCAAGGAGAAGGACAUGGAUCUCUACAUUAAACUGCAGGAGCAGAACAUCAAGCCUCAGUACUUCACCUUCCGCUGGCUGACCCUGCUGCUGUCUCAGGAGUUCCUCCUGCCCGACGUCAUCCGCAUCUGGGACACGCUCUUUUCCGACCAGGACCGCUUCAACUUCCUCAUCCUGGUCUGCUGCGCCAUGCUCGUCAUGCCUGUCCUGUGUGGUUUCAGACUGAUUCGAGAUCAGUUGCUGGCAGGCGACUUCACGAUCAACAUGAGACUGCUGCAGGACUACCCCAUCUCAGAUGUCCACACCAUCCUGGCCAAGGCCAAGCAGCUUCAGGACGGGUCAUAGCCACCCCUACCUCCCUUCUCCCUUCCUUGGUUGGGGAGGGGAGGAUGCAACAUUAAACUGAUAACCCUGGGCACAACAAAGGAGGGAGAGGAAGACACCUGGCGCCAGGUUUGGUACAAGGUUGGUCGGAGCAACCAAACUCGGUACUUAGGCUUGUCAUCUCACUCUCACGACCUGACAGUUUUUCCACUGGGAGGGUGUGUGGCCUCAAGCUAUUUAUUUUUGCACUGAACACUUGAAAAAAAGUGUACAAAUCUGCAUAUAUGAAGCAGAGAAACCACAGUAAUGAUUACAACAGAAGCAUCAUUAUAAAGUCUGCCAGGGCUAAUAUCACACUCCCAGGGUUUUUUUAGGGUGUUUCUUUUUAGUGGGUUGGGAAUAACUUUUUUUUUUUUACUGUCAAAGAAGUUUUUUUUUUUUUAUCAUUAAGAUGAAAUAUAAUACUACCUUGUAAAGACUAACCACAACAACAGCAAAAAAAAAUGUUGCCACAGGGUUUGCUUUAAAGUAUAGAUUGUUAUGACAUUGGGCCUCAACGCAAGCAUCCUCUCUCUGUUUUCAUGACCGUGCUCAGAUAUUUACUCUACGCACAUGAGCUACACGUCUGGACAGUUUAUAGCUGGAUGUAACCUGAUUCCGUGUCUAUGGAGUCGCCAAUAUUAAUGUAUGUUUGCUGUCAAACCAAUGGGAUGUGAAACUUGUUUUAUAUUUUUUUUGGUGGGUCAUGUUGCAGAAGCUCUUAUCCAGAGCGACUUACAGGUGCAAUUAGGGUUAAGUGCCUUGCUCACGGGCACAUCGGCAGAUUGAUCACCUAGUCGGCUUCUGAAUUCGAACCAGCAACCUUUCGGUUACUGUCCUAAAGCUCUUAACCACUAGGCUACUUGCUGUCCGACCCACUAACCUAACUGAAAUUGAUACAUUGAUGACGAUGAUAUGGUUGCUUUUGAUGUGAGGGCAUUACUAAGCAAACAAAUCAAUCCAAUUAAAUUGGCCAUUCAUUUUUAAAUAAUAUAUUUUGACCUAUCUCUGGUCGCAUUGAGUGUCCAGAAUAAACCAGAAUACAUUAAACAUGAAUGACGUCUUGUAAAUGAAGCAUAACACAUUUUGCUCUGCAUACUGUAAGAUUAUUACAGAGAACAAAUGAUUGAUAAUAGUAGCUGAAUAUUUAUCAUGGAUAAAUGACUGACAUUGAAAGGCUAUGAUGAUAACAUUUAUGUAUUCACAUAAUGGAGUUGACAGAUAAGAGUUGAAAAAUUACGGAGUUGAUUACUUAAAAUCACUAUGAUUGAAUGUUAUAGAUUAUUUUUAUUUAUUUUUAAACGCUAACACUUACCACAAAGCUAAGACACCCUUGAAAUGUAUUUACCUUUUCAAACAGUAGGACCUUCAUAAUAAUGUGAUACUUUAAAGUACACAGAUAAUGACUUGCUUUGUUUUUAUCAAUAUUGUGAGAAUGAUACAACUGUUACCUUUUUACUGUUUGCAUUUCAGUUUUAUUUGCAUUCCCUAGAAAUUCCAAGUAUCACCAUCCCUUUCAGUGGCAAGAUGGUAUCAGUCUACAUUCUAACACUAUUUUAGUGGCAAGAUGGUAUCAGUCUAUAUUCUUUUCUUUUUACAUCUUUUCCUCCCCACUUCCGUGGUCUCCAAUUGUCUCAUAGCUGCAACUCCUGUACAGUCUCGGGAGAGGCGAAGGCCGAGAGCCGUGCGUCCUCCAACACAACCCAACCAACUGCUUCUUGACACAAUGCCCACUUAACCCA